Messenger RNA from Trypanosoma theileri, 978 nucleotides. RefSeq lists its product as uncharacterized. Bases 1 to 978 code for a protein of 325 amino acids. The transcript has a single exon. The record is from RefSeq and is a predicted model, not a curated record. NCBI's taxonomy places the organism in Eukaryota, Euglenozoa, Kinetoplastea, Trypanosomatida, Trypanosomatidae.
AUGAUUACUGAUCGCUUUCCCUUAAGGGUAAAGCUAGGUGGACCUGUUUUAGAUGUGAUGAACCUAUUUCAAAUAAGGGAAGACCUUACUGAAGCACAAGCCACCGUUUCGAAUUCAAGAAAUGCUCUCGCCAAGACAAGAAUUACACCCUCAAGAAAGGGAGAAGUAUCGCAACAUAGAGACGAAGAGGAGGCUCUUAAAUAUGCCGCCAAGAAAAGAGAAUAUUUAAACAACUAUUAUCUUAGUGAAAGUAUUUUUUCAGAGUUUCAACGAAUAUUAGUCGAUAUCGCAGAGGAAGAACGAGGAGCACGUCAACGGUUAGAUGUGUUUCAUAAAGAUAUCAAGAGUAGGGCUGUUAAUGCUCGACGAGCAGAGUAUUUUAUGAGUACUAAGUGUGUAGUUGAACGUUUCGAAAUGGAAGAACGUGCAUAUGAAGACAAGGUACGUAUGAUGCAGGAACAUGCGGAUUAUUUGCUUUCUUUGAAAAUAGUAGAAGAGGAACAACGACAGGUAGCCAUACGUCGAGCACAGACUAGACGAAUGCAAUGUUUGCAACAGUCAACUGGUGUCUCAGUACCCUAUGGAGUACCGGGAACUAACAAUAUGUAUUAUUCUCCAUCCCCUGCUUAUGGUUAUGGUAGACCACCACCACCACCGCAACAACCACAACUACUACAAUCACAACAGUAUGCUAAUAAUCCAAUUCCGAUGCAAACUCGCCCUUAUGAGUUGCCACCAGCUUUUCUGGAAAUGCAAGAACGACGUAAAAUGGGUAUACAACAGCAACAACAACAACAACCACAGACUGGAUUUUACGCGUCAUCAUCUCCAGUGCCUUAUGUCCCCAUGAAUUAUGGUCCAUCAGUACCUUUGCAACCACAGUUUCCACAGCCGCAACAACAGCAACAACAACAACAACCAUACUGGGCAAACUAUCCUCCUGGUCAACCGGGAAGGUAUGGAUAUCAGGGGCUUUGA